UUAACUGUGAACAUCCAUCCACUGCCAGCAUCUAUCUAUUCUGAAUCUCUGAAAAUAUCUCGUAACCGGCUCCGAUACAGCAUAACACCGCAAAAUCACAAUGACAACACAUUGUACUUUUUUGUUAGUCUCAUAAAGGCUCAUAAAGGGCCCGGGGAUGGAGGAACUUGAUCCUGUCCCAAUCUGUCCCAAUCUUGCCGUAAACUCGACAGAACCAACUCACGUUUCUACUAUUGACCACCCGGAGGACUUCUGCAAGAGAAAUUUCGGAGUCCCCUUCGUGUUAGGGCACCUGUUCCCAUCUCUUCCAGAAUUGGAAGCUAACCAGGCUUCUAUCGCCGUAUUUUAUCAGUAAUCUCAACUCAAAUAGUUCUUGAUUUACUGUCCACGCUCACGUAUGCCAGCUCUUCUACACAACUACGAAGUCCUGCUCGACUUCAACAAUGAUACCAGCAAGCCAGUGUCAAUACAACUGUCUGAAAACUAUGGUCGCAAUACCAACGCGAUCGUCUUGCUUCUACCCUCAGAAGCUGUCUCCUUGAUUUUGCAACCUGGUUUGCUAUACCGCUACGCUGUUAAAAUCAACUCUGGAUCUGUUUAUAAGGUGGCUGACCUCCCGACUUGACAAUUCCUCUG
Molecule: messenger RNA, 636 nt
Organism: Lentinula edodes (shiitake mushroom)
Lineage: Eukaryota; Fungi; Basidiomycota; Agaricomycetes; Agaricales; Omphalotaceae
Exons: 2
Coding region: 398-625 (75 amino acids)
Source: RefSeq, a predicted model, not a curated record